Messenger RNA from Ectocarpus sp. CCAP 1310/34, 1387 nucleotides. The record is from the annotation of a GenBank genome assembly. Lineage: Eukaryota; Phaeophyceae; Ectocarpales; Ectocarpaceae.
GUGCGCGACGGAGGAGGCCGUCCUAGCGCAAGUGGUGGAGCAUGGGAGCGACGUGGACUCCGUGGAAGACCAGGCGUUUUGUGCCGUGGCAGUCCCCCCAGGCGAGUGUGGUACUGUUGGUGAAGUAGGUCUGGUGGGGGGUUGUGGAACAAGGCCAGGCAGUGUACGUGGCCGACGCAGCGGCCACGUGCUCCAUGUUGCGAUGUGCAGACAACUUCGUGAACUACCGUGAGCGUAGCGGUUGGGUGAAGGGGAUGGGAGGCGACAAGGCCUUCGUUUCUCUUCUAGGAUACGGAGAUGUGACCUUAGUCCUACAGACGGAAGAUAGUGGAGUACCCGUACCAGCACUGAAUGCUGCCCAUGUACCAGAGGCCCCCUACAACCUCCUCUCGCUGUCUUCGUUGGCGGAGGAGGGCCACACGUAUUCGGGGAUGAAGGGGGGCCUCACGCUGACCACGAAAGCCGGGGGGGACGUGUGGUUCCCCCGGACUGGAAAGCUGCUGACCCAACGAGGCUAUCAAAUAAAGCCAACGCUACACACCGCCUGUGCCGCACUCAUUGUUCCUGGCGAUGCGAAAGCAGCCAACCCCACUGACCUCAACGAGUACCACCUCGCGCACGGCCAUGCCCACGAGACAUUGCUCAGGAUCACGGCGGAGCAGCAGGGAGUGCAGCUGACGGAUGGACCGCUGCUACCCUGUCUUGGCUGUUCGAUGUCCAAGGGACAGGUGAAACCCGUCCAGAAGAGCACGAGCACACGCGCAGUUAAGAAGUUAUUUCGCGUGUAUCUCGACUUGGGGGGAAAGAUGAAAACCAGGAACAUUGGUGGCAUCUGGUACACACUGAUCAUCAGAGACGAUUUCUCCCGUUGGACGCGUGUUUUCUUCUUGAAACACAAGUCUGACGCAGCGGUUGGGUUUGAGAAGUUCCUGGCGGACUACCGAACGAAAGGGGUUCCGUGUGAGGUUUAUAUCGCACGUACCGACGGUGGCGGCGAGUUCCAGGGGCAGUUUGCAGAAGUUUGCCGCAGACACGGCAUCAAACAAGAGUUCACCCCCCUCACACCCCAAAUACAACGGCGGAGAGGGCGCUAGGGUUGAUCACUGAUGCCGCGCUUGCGUCACGAAUCCAAGCGAUGCAACUGUUCCCCGACGCACCGAACCACCCCGGGUUGUGGACCGAGGCCAUUUCGUGUGCAUUCCAUCAGCUGAACUGCACCGCCACUAAAUCAAACGAGGGAGACAAAUCCGCCUACGAGAUGUUCCACGACUCCCCACCGCCUGUCGGGUCUACAUACCCGUUUCUCAAACCAGCCGUGUUGAAGUCGAGAAGAAAAGCAAAGUCGCAACCCAAGGGCGAAAAAGGAUGGUACCUUGGUCCUGCCCAC